ACGCGGCCUGCCUGAGCGGACCGUGGGCCCCGGCUGGGCCGGGCUCGGCUCGGGAGCGAUGGAUCCCGCGGCGGAGGAAGCCCGGCACCUGGGGCUCCGCUUCCAGCGAGGCUUCCUGGCCGGCAGGCGGCUCCGCGCCUUCCCCUGGGCGGAACUUGAAAAAAAAUUAAAGAGUUCAUCAGAUGCCUUGCUACUGCUGGAUAUUUUACAGAAGACUAUUCGUCACCCCUUAUGCAUGAAAUAUCCCCCUUCUGUGAAGUACAGAAGAUGCUUCAUAUCUGAACUCAUUAAAAAGCAUGAGUCCAUAGCAACUGAACCCCUGGAUGAAUUGUAUGAUGUACUAGCAGAGAUUUUAAAUAAAGAAGAAUCUACCAACUGUUAUAAAAGCUACUUACUGCCCACAGGGGACUCCGUUACACUUUCUGAGACGGUGGCAAUAAUCUCACAGGGAACCACAGGACUGGUCACAUGGGAUGCUGCUCUUUAUCUUGUUGAAUGGGCAACAGAGAAUUCUGCCAUUUUCAGUAACAGGACCAUCUUGGAAUUAGGAAGUGGGAUUGGCCUCACAGGAAUUGCAAUCUGUAAAACCUGUAAUCCCAAGGCAUAUGUAUUUAGUGACUACCAUCACUGUGUUCUUGAGCAACUGAGAGAAAAUAUCCAUUUAAAUGGCUUUGUUCUGGAGUCUGAAACUGGGAAUCACACCAAAAUGCAAUCCCAAAACCAGAGGACAGAAGUGAUGGAUUUACAAGGACCAAAAAUAACAGUUGCAGAACUUGAUUGGGAUUCUGUUACAAAGGAACAACUUUCAGAGCUUCAAGUUGAUGUUGUCAUUGCAGCAGAUGUGGUGUAUGAUCCCCAGAUAACUUUAUCCCUUAUCGGUGUCCUGCAGCAACUUUCCACUUCCAAAACCAUUGGAAACCCACCUGAGAUCUACAUUGCCUUCACGGUUCGUAAUCCAGACACCUAUCAUCUCUUCCAAACUGAACUUGGUAAAGUUGGGAUUGGCUGGCAGGUUAUUCCUACUCACACAAAGAACCUUUUCCUAUAUGACCUGCAUUCAGACAUAAUUCUUCUAAAAUUACUUGCGUAGACUUUGUAAAUCCAAUAUUACUAAUAGAUCUUAUGCUUAGUCUGUCAAAACGUCUAUCAUGAUCGUGACAGUGACCUUGAAUUCUGGACAUGUACUUGAGUGGCAGACUUAGAAAGCAAGUUUAAGCUCUGUACAUUGUCAAUGUGUUUUAGGCCCCAAUGCUGCAAUUGAUAGUAGGUGGGUGGACAGCCUCACCUGCGUGCUGCCCUUCUGCCUCCAGUGCGGUUCCUUGGGAGUCCAUAGGUCGUCAGUUGCAGGAUCGGGGCCCCAUUCAGACUAAGAUUUUAUUCUUCCAGAGGGCACAAGGAAGAAAACUGUAGCGUUUCUAUGGCAUUGUGAUAUGCACACAUUGGAAAUAAGUUUUGUGAGACCAAAAUAAUGAAUCUUUUCCCGGCAUGAUGAAAUAAAGCAAUGAACCAUUUCAGUUUUUAUAUUAAAGAAUUAUUUAUAUUUACUGUUGUUUUUGAGCCAUGAUCUGUUCAUUCAGACUCUCUGCAGUGCUUGUCGUCCUGUCACAACUUGAAUAAUAGAAUAGCUACAAUAAAUGCGUUGCUGUUUAUACAGUGC
This is a messenger RNA of Gopherus flavomarginatus (Mexican gopher tortoise), 1657 nucleotides long. RefSeq names its product eukaryotic elongation factor 2 lysine methyltransferase (gene EEF2KMT). The record is from RefSeq and is a predicted model, not a curated record. The coding region runs from base 59 to 1090 and encodes 343 amino acids. The transcript is spliced from 8 exons. Lineage: Eukaryota; Metazoa; Chordata; Testudines; Testudinidae.